Molecule: messenger RNA, 1519 nt
Organism: Amaranthus tricolor (Joseph's coat)
Lineage: Eukaryota; Viridiplantae; Streptophyta; Magnoliopsida; Caryophyllales; Amaranthaceae
Product: protein CURLY FLAG LEAF 1
Exons: 2
Coding region: 146-826 (226 amino acids)
Molecular function (GO): protein binding
Source: RefSeq, a predicted model, not a curated record
CCCCCUUUUCCUUCCAAACCCCAUUCUCUAACCUCUAUCCUCUCUCUACUCUUCUCCCUUCUCGUCUCUUAUUUUGGGCAAAAAAAAUUUGAAUUUAUUCUUCUUCAUACUUUGAUUUUUGAAAUACCCAAGAAAAUCCCAAAAUAUGGCAACAAUUACAGCAUCUUUAGAGCGAUCACUUCAAAAUUGCUCGUUAAAUCAAACAACAAGAAGCCGCCGUGGAAACGGUGGCGGCAGCGGCGGUUUAGGGCGGUCGUCAUCGUCAGAUUCACCGGAAAAUUAUCAUUAUAACAUAAAUCAAAGCCGAAAUAACAGUAGAAGACCAAUAAAUGAUGACGUUGUUGCUCAAUCAAAUGUUGCAUCUUCUUCAGAUGAUAAUUCCACUUUUGUAGAGCUUAAUUCCCAUGUUUCUCUACCUUACCAUUGGGAGCAAUGCCUUGAUUUGAAGACAGGGGAGAUAUAUUACAUAAAUUGGAGUAACGGGAUGAAAGCAAAAGAAGAUCCAAGAACAACAGGUUACAAUGGUGAUUACUCAUCAGAAGAUGAUGAUGAUGAAGAUGAUGAUGAUGAUGAAGAAGAAGAAGAAAGCAACUGUUAUGAUGAUAGUGGAGGAUCAUCAACUGAAUCAUCACCAUGUUCAAGCAGCACAAAAAAAGAGAGUUUCAGAUCAAUUAAGAAACACCAACAUUUGAACCAAGACUCAGUGUUAGUGGUAGCAGGUUGCAAAAGCUGCUUAAUGUAUUACAUGGUGCCCAAACAUGUGGAAGACUGCCCCAAAUGUUCUGGUCAGCUUCUUCACUUUGCUGCCAAUAAUUCCUCCCCUUAGAUUCUCCAUAACAAAAAAAUAAUUACUGUCCUAUUUGUUUUGGUAAAGGGGAAAUGAUGCAAAAAGACAUCAUGGGUUAAUUAGUCCUUAAUACUCCCUCAGUCCGGAAUUAGUUGUCUUCGUAAUAAUAUUCCUUCUGUUCCUUUGAAUUUUUGGCUUAGUAAAUUUAAAGGAACGGAAAAGAAGUAUGAUUAUAAAACUAGUAAUGUGACAAAUAAAUCCGGACCGAGGUAGUACAUUUUUCUCAACUUGAGAUUUUUUUUUUUUUUUUUUCUUUUUAGUUUAUAGUUUUGGAAAUUGAUGCUUGGGUUAGGGAGUGUUGUUAAAUUUGUCUGUUUGAUAAUUAAUGGAAGAAGAGGAAUGAAGAAGGAAAUUAAGUGUGUUUGAUGAAUUGGGUAGAAAGAAGAAAGAGAAGAAGAGAGAGUGGGUAGUGGUGUUGGUGGAUGAAUGGUUGAUUUCUUGAUGUUGACAUUCUCUAGCUUUGUUCUCUUUGUUCUUUCUCUUAUCUCCCAUCUCAUGCCCACAUUAAUAUUAAUUGUUUUUCUUUUUAAUUUUAAUUUAAUUCCAUUUUGUCUAGUCUUUUUCUGUUUUUCAUUUGUCUCUUUUUCUUUCUGAAUUUCCCUUCCACUUUGAAGUAUAAUAUGUAACAUUGUUUGAUUCUCUCUACUAAAACAUGCCUAAUUGUUGUGAUUA